GGCAACAGUGGGGUGAAUAUUAUUAACUGCAAACGUGCAGACAAGACCUGUUAGGCUGAUCUGUCAGUCAAACUUUUCACUGUAGAGGAGAAGAUCACAGAGGCUGAUUUUUAAACCUUUGCUGCCAAAGAUAAGAUCAAAAACCUGGCCAUGUCAUGUCAUCAUAAAAACAACUAACAAACAAACUGACAGACUGGCAAACAUAACUGACAAAAUAAUUUACUGACAUUCAAUGCAACAUAAUUACCUGGAAUUAGUGAUUAACUGCACCAUUUGUGUUUUCUUAACCUCCCUACUGGUCAACUUAUCUAUCUGUGUAAUGUAACAAAGAUUCAAGUUAACCUUUGAACAAACCUCCAACACUAUUCAGAAGAGAACCUGAUUUGUUGAAUUACCACAGAAGAGCUAGUUAAACUAUUUAUUGGAUUUGUAUCUGUAGCAAUUUGAUUUGUUUAUUCCCUUCCUUGAUUUUCAUGUACCCCAAACCCUAACUUGAAAACAAAAACCUGUUGUUGCCAUAGCAACAGGUUGGUACACUACAUACACUAUUAUGUAGUGUACCAACAUAAUAGUGAAUGUUGGUACACUAUAAUCAGAUAUGUUCCUCUGAAUCUCUAAGCACUCUGCACAGGAACACAGGGAGAGUGUUUGUCAAGGAGGAAUAACAUUCCUCUGCUUCAGCAGUGGACUGAUGCAGAAAGUCACGACAGCCCCUGUGGCUUAUGCUUGACUGUUAGAGCUCAGACGUGUAAACUGGUCUGCCAGGGUGGAGGCUAGCAGAAGCCCAACUCUAGCCCAAACAUUCUAUCAUAGCAGACGGGUUGAAAAAUAAUUUUGGCUCAGGAUGGUCAGAGGAGUGCAUUUUGGGGGUUUUCAUGUAAGCCUGAUCUUCCUUCUGAUGUUCUCUUUCGAAGGCUCGUUGCUGAAGGAGCAAAGCAGGAAUGCAGAGGUGACUCAAGGGCUCAGCAAAGCUAUCUUAGAAAUGCUGCAUAUCAAGAAAGUGUCGGCGAGUCAUCAGGCCAAACCUCAUCCUUACAUGAAUAGGAUCUAUCAACAUCUGGAGUCACUGGAAGCUCAAGACUUUGGAAGAUCAGAUGGAAUCCUGGUGCAGAGUUUUCGAAGUGUUGAUGGGCCCCAUCAUGCUCCACAAGGAUGGAUCUGGUUCAACAUCAGCAGACUGAACCUGUCCAUGCUGGGUGCAGAGUUGGUCCUCUACAGGAAGACCCUCCAUUCAUGCCCUCUCAGUGUCACUGUGACCCUGCACAGCAUCAUUGCAUCAUUGCACAAUCUGAAUGAAAUUCCUGCUCUAGAGGAGAGGCAGCUGAUGCUGGACCAGCGGCCCUCUUCUGGGUACGAUGUUUUCAAUGUGUCUGCUGUUUUGGCUAUGCAGCAUCUGGAGGUGGUGGGCUUCCAGUUGAGGUAUACAGAUGAGAGUGGGAGUUUGGUCCUCCAUGAGGCGCUGACACAGAGUCUGUACUGUUUGAGCAGAGGGUAUCUGCAGGAACCCUUACUGGUGCUUUACGAAGCACAGCCUUUUCAGUUCUAAUGUUACCUUGACCACAGGAAAUUCAAGGAAAAACUAUGCAGUGUAUUUCCUCUUGUAUCUGAUGGCAGAAAUUCCUAAAAAGUAUAUUUUGUUUUGAAUGAGUCGCUAUGCAUUUUUCUGUCAUUUAAAAUGAAGUUUGGCUUGUCUGAGAAACAAGUGAUGAAUAAUUCAAACAGCCAGCUGACAACAUUCAGAUAGAGCAGAAUUCUGAAGUGAAGCUCCUUCAAGGUUGUAAGCAGUUAAUUUUUUUUUUUUAUAAAUCCAGACUAGUUAGUCGUGGAGACUAAAGCUAAAGUCUAAUCUGAGAGGGACGAAGACCAAGGCAUUCUUCAGUCUGAAUACAUUAGCGGUUUUGUUAAAGCUAUUUUAGUCAUCUUUAAACCAUUGUCACAGAACCAUUGUUCUCCCUACAUGUAACCUCCUUUGUCUUUGACAUUGUAUAAUAAAACAAAGAUGCUCAUCUUAAGGUAGUAGUCUGUAUUUGCUAUCAUCAGUUGAGCUUUUUUUUUUUUUAUAUUUCAUUCAUUCAGAGGUCAUAGGGGAUAAAUACGGAGGGGUGGCACUCUGUUCAGAUUUUCAUUUGCAAAAGAACUGAAAUCUAAAUUUCUAAAUCAGACAAGUCAAAUGGGUGAGGAUUACACCUACCUACCUACCUACUUUAAAGCACCGCUUGUAUAACUUUUUGGCUUGUAUAACUUUUUCCAAUAUGUCGUGACUGCUUUCUAG
Messenger RNA from Poecilia reticulata (guppy), 2272 nucleotides. RefSeq lists its product as uncharacterized. The record is from RefSeq and is a predicted model, not a curated record. NCBI's taxonomy places the organism in Eukaryota, Metazoa, Chordata, Actinopteri, Cyprinodontiformes, Poeciliidae.